AUGGUUGAAAAGCCAGCCAGCUUAACUGUCAAUCUUCUCAUGACAGACGGCCUCUCAAUGGGCGCCAAUACUCCAGGCACAAGCUCUCCACCCCAUCUGGCCAACUUGGUAACCUGGAAUGGUUCUAUCGAUCCCGACAAUCCCCAGAACUGGCCGCGGUCGACCAAGCUCCUCAGAUCUGCAGCACCACUAGCAGUGAUCUUCUCCAUAGCCUUUGCAUCCAGCAUCUUCGGCUCCGCAUCAAACAUCACGGCCAAAGAAUAUGGUGUAUCGGAAGAGGUAAUGAGCCUUGGUGUUGCCCUCUUCGUCGCGGGCUUCGCCGUCGGUCCACUCAUCUUCGCGCCCAUGGCAGAAGUAAUAGGCAAUGCACCCCCAAUGGCCAUUGCCCUGGCCGGCUGUGCAAUCUUCCAGAUCCCACUCGCGGUAGCCAACGGCGUCGCCACCAUCCUCGUCAGCCGCUUCCUAGCAGGAACCUUCGGGGCUGGUGGGUUGGCAGUGGGAUCGGGCAUCCUGGCUGAUAUCUACGGGCCCAUCACACGAGGCGUGGCAGUGGGCAUGUCUGCAACAGUCAUGAACCUGGGCAGCAUUAUAGGCCCAAUAGUAGGCGCAUAUAUCGUCGACCGAUACGGCUGGCGCUGGACAGCAUGGACAACACUCAUCCUCUGCGGUGCAGUCGGCAUCCUCUGUCUUGCCCUCCUCCGCGAGUCAUCACACAACCGGAUAUUGAUGCGUCGCGCUGCCCGGCUCCGCCAAGAAACAGGGAAUGAAAAGCUGCGCGCACAGGCUGAGAUGGCUUCUCUAGACCCGAAAAUCCUGUUGCGGAAGUACUGCACGAAGCCAGUGCGGAUGUUCGUCCAGGAACCCAUCUUGAUCGUCAUGACCAUCUACCUGACACUGGUCUACGGCUCCUUAUAUCUAUCUUACCAGCUAUUCCCACGCCAAUUUCAAAGUCGAGGGUGGAGCAAACCUGCUGCCACGCUUCCAUUCAUAGCCGUUGGUCUGGGUGUGUUAACAGCGCUGGGACUGUUCUCGACGUUCACCAUGACAGUAUAUAAACGGCGAUGGAUGGCUGCGCAGAAAAGCAAGAACUCGAGUGAAUCUCAAGCGGGCACGCCAGUUCGAGUCGCCCCCGAGGGUCGAUUACCUCCUAUGGUAUUUGGGGCUGUAUUGCUACCGCCGGCUUUGUUGUGGUUUGGCUGGACGGGGAAUACACAUUGGAUUGCUCAGGUAAUUGCAUGUUAUGCGAUUGGGCUGGCGCUGCAAAUUAUCUUCAUCAGUGGUAUUGUUUAUAUCGUUGAUGUGUAUCUGCUCAACACUGUUUCUGCUAUUAGCAUUCAUGUUAUGGUGCGAAGUCUGGUAUCCGCUACAUUCCCUCUGUUUGAGCGGCCGAUGUACGAGAUGCUGCAUAUAAACUGGUCGGCGACAUUGUUGGCUGGACUGUCAGCUAUUAUCAUGGUGUCUCCGAUCCUGUUGAUCAUCUUUGGGUCUCGCAUUCGAAGUUGGAGUAGAUUUUCCGUCGGGGGCAUAUAG
Penicillium nucicola is the source of this 1530-nucleotide messenger RNA. RefSeq lists its product as uncharacterized. Bases 1 to 1530 code for a protein of 509 amino acids. Gene Ontology annotation, biological process: transmembrane transport. The transcript has a single exon. The record is from RefSeq and is a predicted model, not a curated record. Gene Ontology annotation, molecular function: transmembrane transporter activity. NCBI's taxonomy places the organism in Eukaryota, Fungi, Ascomycota, Eurotiomycetes, Eurotiales, Aspergillaceae.